Molecule: messenger RNA, 3740 nt
Organism: Phyllopteryx taeniolatus (common seadragon)
Lineage: Eukaryota; Metazoa; Chordata; Actinopteri; Syngnathiformes; Syngnathidae
Gene: slc25a26
Product: solute carrier family 25 member 26
Exons: 10
Coding region: 100-915 (271 amino acids)
Biological process (GO): transmembrane transport
Cellular component (GO): mitochondrial inner membrane
Molecular function (GO): S-adenosyl-L-methionine transmembrane transporter activity
Source: RefSeq, a predicted model, not a curated record
ACGGAAGUCGUUCAGUCAAGAUGGCGGCGCCCUUGACGGGCGUGUUUUGAUUUCGGUCCUCUGUCAAACAUGAGCGAUAGGAUAAAUUGAAAGCGGAUCAUGGAGCGACGAGAGUUCCUCGCGUCCCUUGUGGCUGGAGGGUGUGCCGGAAUAUGCGUGGAUCUCACCCUUUUCCCCCUGGACACCAUUAAGACCAGACUGCAGAGCCAGGGAGGCUUCUACAGGGCUGGGGGCUUCAGGGGCAUCUAUGCAGGGGUCCCAUCUGCUGCACUCGGCUCGUUUCCUACUGCGGCUGCCUUUUUUGUCACCUACGACUGUGCAAAGUCCCUCCUUGGUUCUGGUGGAGUGCUAAAAGAACCGUCAGUGGCUCCAGUCUCACACAUGCUUGCUGCCUCCUUGGGUGAAAUGGUUGCGUGUCUGAUCCGGGUGCCAACAGAGGUAGUAAAGCAGAGGACACAAACGUCUCCUUCAUCCAGCACAUACCACAUGCUUAAAGUUGUACUCAGGGAAGAGGGUGUUCGAGGCUUGUACAGAGGAUUUGGGAGUACAGUUCUCAGAGAGAUUCCGUUCUCUCUGGUGCAGUUUCCACUUUGGGAGUAUUUAAAGACUCAGUGGUCACAGAGGCGAGGUCACACGCUCCACUCUUGGCAGGCUGCACUGUGCGGAGCUUUUGCAGGUGCGGUGGCGGCACUUGUUACCACUCCUCUCGAUGUUGCAAAGACUAGGAUAAUGCUCGCAAAGGCUGGGUCAACCACGGCGAGCGGCAACAUCCCACUGGUGCUUUGUGACGUGUGGAAGAGUCGAGGGCUUACUGGGCUGUUUGCAGGCAGCGUACCGAGGAUGACCUUCAUCAGCGUGGGCGGUUUCAUUUUCCUGGGAGCCUACGAGAAAGCCCGCCGGACUUUGUUGUCGUGAGCACGACCUCGACGUCUACUACUGUUCCCAUCCGCAAACCACAGGCGGAGUAGCGAAGAAGGCGUCUGUGGACGUAGCACCCAGGGGCUUCCAUGCUGCAAAGAACUGGUGUCGGCAAGAAGCUGGUGGAACACCCAAGCAGUGGUUAAAAGUCACUUUUUUUUUUUUUUUUUUUAACAACAAAUGUGCAUGUACGUGAGAAGCCUGGUGAUUUGUAGGCUUUGCACGAUCAGGAUUUUUGGGGCCCCUCACUGAUCAGCAAGUUGAAAAAAACGAUAACCGAUCACCGACCGAUCACAAGAUGGAGCAAUGUGUCUAUUUAAAUGACUUGUUCAUUUACUUAAUUGCUCAAAAAAUUAUAUUUACAAUAAAUAAUGUGUCUUUGUUCAUCUAUUUAUGCCAGUGAGGCAUAGUGACAGACAGAACAAAUAAAUGCUCUUCUAUUAGAUAGCAGGAAGUACAUACAGUAAUUAAUGUAUCCACUUUAUGUGACAUUUUUGUUUGUUGGUGUGCCGUGAGAGUUUUCAAUUGUAAAAUAUGUUCUUUGGCACCAUAAAGGAAAUCACUGCUCUCGGCAGGUCAUGUAUUCUAAUCAGUCAGGUCAAACCAACAUUACAACAUGACAGAAAUAAUGGGUACUAACCUACUGUAAUUAAAUUACGUUAUUGUAAUUACAUUACUUCACACACACCGGAACCUUAAAAGAUGAUUUGACAGACCGCCGGUACAACCGUUAGUUCUAGCACUAGCUUGCUAGGCUACAUAACGUUUUGUUGCCUGCUUGCGAGCCGUGUCGUAUUAAAAGUACGUGAACAUACCUCAAGCAAUCCUUGAAUUAAAGUCCUUCCCGAGCACCGGUGACCACCAACAUACGUUUUUUUCCCCCCAUUUUGUUCUUAUAAUAUACACAAAGAUUGUUCGAUUGUUGUUGUCUUGGCCAUGGUAACAAGUGUAUCCGGUCACGUUUGAGUUGACAAGAUAAAGCCCAGUGAUCGUAAAAGACGGGAUGCGGUGGUAUCGGAAAACAUGAUUUUAUUGCAGUAGUCUGACAUAGUGCAAUCCGAAAGAGCACAUUUGUCUUGUUGUCUGUCCCACACUUUAUUUAACUUUAAUUUUAUUUAACUUUAUUGGCAUUCAGAUAUUUACAGUACUAUGUCAAAAGAAACGCGACAAGACUAAAAAUAAACUAGCUGUUGGAUUCAAAUAUAUCGUACACAAUGGCGACGCGGCGCAAAUGUCUUUUGUGGAGUCAUUGAUCAGCGAAUUAUGACAAAAAAAUGCUCAUCGGCCGAUAUCGAUCAGGUCAAUAAGAUCGGUGUAAAGUCGAGUGAUUUGUUUUCUGCUCUUGCUGUAAUGAACAAGUGUUCACUAGUGUAGCAAAGGGGUGGAAAAUGUCAGGUGAAUUUCUGUUAAGUUUCCAGUAAAAUUCCAUCAGAAGUUAAGCUUGUAAAUUUUAGAAAUAUUUUAAAUUGGAAGCUUCCCGUUGGAAUUAACUCGAAAUUGAGGGGAAUUUAAUGAAAAAGCAUCAUAGUCAAGUCAAGCAGAAAUAUAUGUUUGUCAUAAGCACUAGGCAAAAUGCACUACUGUAUAAAACUUAACUUGGACUUUCUCUAAACUUACGAAUGUAUGUCCAAAUGUUUAGCUUCAGUAUUUUUUUGCACAACUUUCUGUUUUCUAAAGAGGAGCUGAACAGCAAAAUUCAGAACAGGUGUUUGAUCCAUAGUUAGACAUAAAUUCCCUGGUUCAAUAAGAGUUUGUACUUAAGCAGUCCUCUUCAUCUGUCUCUUCACGUUUUGACCUCAUGAGACCAAGACGACAACUAACAAUUGAUCAAUAGUACCUCGCCAGGCUUCAAACUGGAUGUUUUCAGAGGGAAGACUCUGUUGAGCUUAGCAGGUCACAGAGCAACAGCAGGUAGCAAAACAGAUACAGAGGGACUGGAAGAGUCACAGAAAGGCAUAGAAGUGGACGUCCGACAAACCCAAAUGCAAAAAUGUAUGAUUUGUUUUCACAUUUAUGAAUAGUUCAUCCUUGGUGGAGGUCUGCGCUCUACCUAGUGGUGUUUUGGCUUUGUCAAAUCUUCAAACUGUCAUGGUGGACUGAGACUUGUCUCAUGCAAUUUUUUUUACAUCUGCUUUUAUCUAUUAUAAAUGAAUAGUGGACAUCACACACAUCUGGUAAUUUUGCUUCUCUGCUUGAAUUCUCUCGUUAUUGCUCUCCAUUGGCCAGUAUGUUGAAAACAUGAUAAAUCCAGUUAGGGGGAGUAUAUGGGCGGCAGAUGCCACACAGGUGGGAUUGUUUGUCAUGCUGCUUUUCACCAGGCUGUUGGACAACAAUGGUCAGCGUGUGCGCUACCAUCGUCCGGUGGCAAACGUCCAUCUGGACUCCACGUUGACUGACCCCCAGUCAGCUCUGACUCCAUUGCUAAUAUUUUAAACAACCCGCAAAAGGGGGAAAAAAAUGCCUGCUGUCUUUGGAGCUUCAGGAGACAUUCCUGUUGGGAAAAUCAGCCACGCAUGUGUGUGUAUGCGUGCUUUGAAGAUCAAGGUCUUUUGGUUCCAUGUCUGCAUUGCAUGCUUCAUUUGAAUUGAUGACUCCUCUAUAACCCGCAGGACAUGUGAUCUGUGUGCUAAACGCUAACUCAGCUGCCGGCCGUGUGACUAAAAACAAAACACACCUUGAUCCUGUUUAGAAAAACAACCACAAAUCCAGUCUGUAAAAGCCAAAUGUGAUUUUAUUAGACACUUCAAUACCAUGGCAGACACUUCACCAUUUUUUUUAAUGCUGACAUUCAAUGUGUUUUAAUAAAUUAACGUUGAGCUACA